Messenger RNA from Monodelphis domestica (gray short-tailed opossum), 1695 nucleotides. RefSeq names its product NADH:ubiquinone oxidoreductase subunit A10 (gene NDUFA10). The record is from RefSeq and is a predicted model, not a curated record. Lineage: Eukaryota; Metazoa; Chordata; Mammalia; Didelphimorphia; Didelphidae. Gene Ontology annotation, biological process: mitochondrial electron transport, NADH to ubiquinone. Gene Ontology annotation, cellular component: respiratory chain complex I; cytoplasm.
CGCCCCUUCGGUCUCCUACCUGCUCCAAAACCUCAGCCCCUUCUCCCCUUGCUCUUAGUUCCUCCCUUCCCCUCCUGCCCCCAGCCUCCUUCCCCCUACUCUCACCCUCUCCUCCCACUGUCAACUCCCCUCCUCUCCCGCCUCUCCCCAGUUCUCAGCCCUGUUCCGCUCCUCCAGCGGAACUUACCCUCCGAGCCCUCAGCCCCUUCUUUCUCGGUUCUCCGCCCCGCCGGCGGAGAUAUCUUGCGUCAUUUCCGGGCGACACCGGAAGUAGCGAAGUUUCUGCUCCCCUAGGACCCCGGGGACCGGUUCCCGGUCGCGGCGCCCUCGGACCGUAAGGACGCGAUGGCAGCCGUUCUCUUUAGGUCCCGAGCGGCCUGGGCAGUGUCCCUGUCAGUGUCCGCUCGCGGCCUCGGGGUCAUGGGCGUCCCGUGCGCGGCGAAAAUUCACACAGGUUUGGAGCACAGGUUGCAUCUGCGCUAUGGGCCCCUGGCGUACAUACUCGGGGAGAGGACGUUGAAGAGAUUCAGCAACAAAAGCAAAGUGAUCACCGUGGAAGGCAACGUGUGCGCCGGGAAGAGUGACCUGGCGAAGGACCUGGCCGAAAAACUAGGUUUGAGACACUUUCCUGAGGCCGAUAUACAUUAUGCAGAGAAGACUUCCGGUGACGGAAGCAUUCUGAGUCCCGAGCUGGGUGGCAAUUGCAGUUUGGAGAAAUUUUAUGAUGAUCCCAGGAGUAAUGACGGCAACUCCUAUCGCCUGCAAUCCUGGCUCUAUGCCAACCGCCUUCUGCAGUAUUCUGAUGCCCUGGAGCACCUGCUGAGCACAGGACAGGGCGUGGUCUUGGAGCGCUCCAUCUUCAGCGACUUUGUCUUCAUGGAGGCCAUGUUCAAGCAAGGAUUCAUCCGAAAGCAGUGUGUGGAGCACUAUGAGGAAAUCAAGCGUCUCACUGCCCCUGAGUAUUUACCUCCUCAUCUGGUGAUCUUCAUUGACAUGCCUGUCCCGGAGAUCCUGAAGCGGAUUCAGGAGAAGGGAGAUCCCCACGAGAAGAAGAUCACAGCCGCCUAUCUCCAGGACAUUGAAAAUGCCUAUAAGAAAACCUUCCUUCCAGAAAUGAGUGAAAAUUGUGACGUUUUACAGUACACGUCAAAGGAAGCGAAAGAUGUGGAAAAGGUUCUGGAAGAUAUCGGCUACAUCAAGUUUGAUAAGGGCCCUUGGCCGAAGCAGAGCGAGCGUUCCUUGUACCACUUGAGGUCACUGGUCCAGGACAAAUACGAGGUGCUGAACUUCACCACGGUGCCCAUCUACCUCCCGGAAAUCACCAUCGGGGCUCACCAGUGCGAUCGGCUCAAUCGGCAGUUCAAAGAGAUGAAAGGGCGCAAAUAUAAGCCGGGCUACAAUGCUGACGUGGGGGACAAGUGGAUCUGGCUGAAGUGAAGGCCUUCUCCCUCGCUGGAACAGGGACAGCCCCGAUGGGAAGAGAGCCUCCAGGUACAUGAUGGGAGAAGGCCUGGACCUCCCAGAGAACCACCAGGCAUCAGGCCCCAAGGGGGGGCCUCUUUCUCUUAGAAUCCCCAGCAGCCAUUCGUUUAACAACCCCAAAAUGCCUCCUUCCCUUGGCCCUGGCCUCUGGCCGCUCUGGGUUCUCUAUUCUGCUUCCUCAGACUUCCAAGAAAUAAAAGCUUUUCUGUGGAA